Trichosurus vulpecula (common brushtail) is the source of this 1917-nucleotide messenger RNA. RefSeq names its product uromodulin (gene UMOD). Lineage: Eukaryota; Metazoa; Chordata; Mammalia; Diprotodontia; Phalangeridae. The record is from RefSeq and is a predicted model, not a curated record. Gene Ontology annotation, biological process: neutrophil migration. Gene Ontology annotation, cellular component: cell surface; apical plasma membrane. The transcript is spliced from 10 exons. Bases 1 to 1917 code for a protein of 638 amino acids. Gene Ontology annotation, molecular function: calcium ion binding.
AUGACGCAGCUUUUCUGUUGGAUCCUGCUGCUGGUGGCUUUUCAACACUGGAGCCCAGUAAUGGCUGAUGUUUUUACAGAGAGAGAGAGCUGUUCCAAGUGCCACGUUGACGCAUCCUGUGCAGAGACUGAUGGAUCCGUUGUCUGCUCCUGCCUGGAUGGCUUCACUGGGGAUGGCUUCAACUGCUCAGAUGUGGAUGAAUGUGCCUUCCAGGGGGGCCACAACUGCUCAGCCAGCCACUGCGUGAACACUGUCGGCUCUUUCUACUGCAGCUGUCCUGAUGGCUUCCAGCUGACCCCUGAGAAUGUCUGUGAAGACAUUGAUGAAUGCAGCGACCCAGACCUGAGCUGCCAUCCCCUGGCCAUCUGCAAUAACACUCCUGGCAACUACUCCUGUGAGUGUCUUCCUGGCUACUCUGGGGAUGGACAUCAAUGUCACUGCUCCCCUGGCUCCUGUGGGCCUGGCUUAGACUGCAUCGCUGAUUCUGGUGGGACCAGGAUCUGUGUGGAUCCAUGCCAGAAAUACACCCUGCUGGAUGAGUACUGGAGGAGCACCACCUACAGGGCUGGCUAUUAUUGUGACAUCCUGAUGCACGGUUGGUAUCGUUUUGUGGGCAGGGGAGGCGUGCGCAUGCCAGAGACAUGUGUCCCUAUUAGUAGGUGCAACACCGCUGCUCCAAUGUGGCUAAAUGGAGUCCACCCAUCCAGCGAUGAGGGCAUCGUCAACCGGACUGCCUGUGCCCACUGGAGUGGAAACUGCUGCCUCUGGGAGUCUGAGGUGCAGGUGAAGGCUUGUGCUGGUGGAUUCUAUGUCUACCAUCUGACCUCUCCACCAGAAUGCAACUUGGCCUACUGUACAGACCCAAGCUCUGUGGAAGGGACCUGCAGUGCCUGUGGCUUAGACGAGGAUUGCAAGGCGGUGAAUGGGAACUGGACGUGCCAAUGCAAAAAAUUCUCAGAUAUUACGGAUGUUGCCGACCUGAAGCCUGAUCUGUCUUGUGAGGCCAAUUACAUCAAGGUGUCUUUGAAUAAGUGCCUGCUGGAAAAUUUGGGCUUUGAGCAGAUAUUUACAUAUUUGAAAGAUAGCUCCUGUACUGGCUUUGAAGAGAAGGACAACCAGACCUGGGUGUCAGUGGUAACUCCAGCUCAGGAUGGGCCGUGUGGAACCACGCUAGCGAAAAACCAAACCCAUGCCAUCUAUAGCAACACUCUCUACUUGUCUGACGAAAUCAUCAUCCGAGAUACCAACAUUAACAUCAACUUUCAGUGUGCCUACCCUCUGGACAUGAAAGUCAGCCUCCAAACAGCAGCCCAACCCCUUAUCAGUUCCCUGAACAUCAGUGUCGGUGGGACAGGGAUGUUUACAGUGAGGAUGGCUUUGUUCAGUAGCCCGACCUACACAUUACCCUUUGAAGGCUCUUCUGUUGUCCUCUCCACUGAAGCCAUACUCUACGUGGGCACCAUAUUAGAAAGGGGAGAUUUGACCCAGUUUGUUCUGUUGAUGAAGAAUUGCUAUGCUACCCCCAGUAGUAAUGCCACGGACCCCUUGAAAUACUUCAUCAUAAGAAACAGCUGUCCACGCACUCAGGACCCAACUAUUCGGGUGGUGGAGAAUGGAGUGUCCUCUCAAGGUCGAUUUUCGGUCCAGAUGUUCCGGUUUGCUGGGAACCAUGACCUAGUGUACCUGCAUUGCGAAGUGUCUCUCUGUGACGCCAAGAAUGAGCAGUGCAAACCUUCUUGCUCAGGGACCAGACACCGUAGUGGAGAUGCCAUCAACACAGCUCAAGUUCUGAACUUGGGACCCAUCACUCGGAGAGAUGCCCAGGCCAGUGUGCUGAGUGACAUCCCUAGCCGUGCAGGGUUCCUGACACCAUGGCUGUGUGUGCUCCUGCCAAUCAUUGUGCUUCUGGUAAUCUAG